UUGUUUACUUCGGAGAAGCUGGGUUAAGUUAUUGCUGCAUUAGUUUCUUGCACGUGUACUUUUUGAAAUUUUGUCCAUCACUUAAAUAUAAAUGCUAUGUUUUAGUUAUUUCCUCAUUCAAACCUGAUGUGUCAAGCUUCUGCAGGACUUGUAGGAGAAGAAAACAACAUCCGGGGCAUACCUAAUGGCAGGUGAACGGGCAAGUGAUGCUUCAAGUGAUUCAAGCAAUACUUUUUGGGAUUUGGCGACGUGUGCGGUUGCUGUUGCAGCAUAUGCGCCCGAAAAUCCAAAUGGAACGGCCAUGGACAGCCAAAUGGCAGCGACGCCCGUGCAAUUCGAUGUGCAAGAGGCUACUGGCCGACAAUGGGUGGAAGCUAGUUUGAGGGUCCCAUGGAGAUGCUAUGAGAAUUUCCGUAUGAAUAACGAGACAUUUCAUAAGCUGCAUAACAUUUUAGUUACGAACCAUGGGCUGCAGUCUACUCAUGAGUUCCAUUCCAUAGAGGCUUUAGGCAUGUUCCUAUGGGCAUGUGGGCAUGGGCAUUGCAUGAGGCAGGUCAAAGACAGACUUGGUAGGGGUUUGGGAACAAGAAGCCAGAAGUUUGGGGACGUGCUACACGCGAUGAUGUCAUUUGCAGAUAUAGUGAUUAGGCCACAGUAUCCGACUUAUAGCACCGUGCAUGCAAGUUUGAGGCCGUACUCACCUUUCUUCGACGGAUGCAUAGGGGCUAUAGAUGGAAUACACAUACCUGUGUGUGUGUCUCGUAAGUCACAUGAUGAUUACACCAACAGGAAAGGCUGGCGAAGCCAGAAUGUAUUAGCUGUAGUUGACUUCGACAUGAGGUUCACCUUUAUUGGUGUGGGGAUGGCGGGAGCUGUGCACGACAUGGCAGUGCUAAGGCAGGGGUGGGAGGCAGAAACUUUCCCUCACCCACCACCAGGAAGGUAUUAUUUGGUGGACAAAGAGUAUGCCCAAGAACAUGGGUAUUUGGGACCGCAUCGCCAAACCAAGUACUGGAAGAAGGAGUUCAAGAAAAGGGGUCCUCAGCAUUUGGAAGAGGUGUUCAACUACCAUCAUUCGAAACUUCAAAAUGUAGCUGAAAGGUCAUUUGGGGGAGCCAAAAAUAAGUGGCAAAUGUUGAAAGGAAUGCCUAAAUAUCCCAAGGACAAGCAAAAUCAGAUUAUUGUGGCAUGUUUUGCGCUGCAUAACUUUGUACGGAAUAAGAAUGCACGGUCACUGACAAUCGACAUGCCGCCGAUACCUGCACCAAGUGAGUAUUCGUUUCAGUGGCUGGAGUCAACGGCGGAAGAUGAGAUGUCAACAGUCCGCAACUGGAUUACUACCGGACUUGCAGUUAUGGGGUUCAGAUGAACUUUGAGGAAGGCCGCAAUGAAGCAUUAGCACAAGGCGUAGCUUAUUUUGUUACGGAGGGGUUCAUGAAGUUGGAAUUGCCUCUG
Panicum virgatum (switchgrass) is the source of this 1455-nucleotide messenger RNA. Its product is annotated as putative nuclease HARBI1. The coding region runs from base 185 to 1369 and encodes 394 amino acids. Lineage: Eukaryota; Viridiplantae; Streptophyta; Magnoliopsida; Poales; Poaceae. The transcript has 4 exons. The record is from RefSeq and is a predicted model, not a curated record.